AUGGCCGACCCAGAGGGACUGGAAGAUGAUCUCUUCGCUGAUCUCUACGACGCCGAUGAAUCGACAAACCGCACGACUUCUGCAGUAGAGGCACCCAAGCCCGCAGAACCAACACCAGCAGUCCCUGCACAGCCUGCCAUGGAGUCAACCCCACAGAGCUAUGACCCUUCGCCAGUAGACACAUACGCGACACAGUCUCAACCACAGCAGAGCUAUGGCGGUGGUUACCACCAGAAUGGCUCUGAGAGCGCUUACGCCACCCCCUCAGCCCCCGCCCCCGCAGAGAAUGAGUCUCACGGAACGGGAAUCAAGGAAGAUGGGAAAAUGUUUAUCGGUGGUUUGAACUGGGAGACUACAGAUCAAUCUCUUCGGGAUUAUUUUUCGCAGUUUGGAGAGGUCCAAGAGUGCACUGUAAUGCGGGACAGCGCCACAGGCCGCUCUCGUGGCUUCGGCUUCCUGACUUUCCGUGACCCUAAGACUGUGAACACUGUCAUGGUGAAGGAGCAUUACCUGGAUGGCAAGAUUAUUGACCCCAAGCGCGCCAUCCCACGUGAUGAGCAAGAAAAGACCAGCAAGAUCUUCGUCGGUGGUGUCAGUCAAGAGGCGACAGAUCAGGACUUCAAGCAAUUCUUUAUGCAAUUUGGCCGUGUCGUGGAUGCGACCCUGAUGAUUGACAAGGAUACUGGCCGUCCCCGUGGCUUCGGCUUCGUCACCUUUGACAGCGAGACCGCUGUAGACAAUGCCCUCUCCCGACCCCUUGAAAUCUUGGGCAAGCCCAUCGAAGUGAAGAAAGCCCAGCCCCGCGGCAAUCUGCGUGACGAGGACCGAGGAGGUCGUCGAGGUGGCCGAGAUGGAGGAGGUUAUCGAGACAUGAACCAGGGAGGCGAAAGUGCCCCCCAGCAGGGUGGCCAGCAAGGCAUGGCCGGUGGAAUGACCCCGCAGAUGAUGGCACAGUACUGGCAACGCAUGCAGCAAUACUUCGCCAUGAUGCAGCAACAGAUGGCUAUGGCAGGCCAGGGCCAGCCCCAGGGAAUGGCCGGUGGCAUGGGUAUGGGUGGUAUGAACCCGGCCAUGCUCCAGCAGAUGCAGCAGAUGCAACAGAUGAAGGGUAUGGGUGGCAACCCCCAGCAGCCACAGGGCAGCAUGAGCCCCAACCCCAACCCUCAGAGCCCUGGAUCCUCCCAGUCCCCUAUGCCCAACAUGAUGAACCCCGCCAUGAUGCAACAGAUGCAAAACCAGGGCCAAGGACAAGCAGCCGCACCCGCUAGUGGUAACGGAAGCGCCAGCCCCGGCCCCAAUGCAGCAUACAACCGCCAGCCUGGUGGCCCCGGUUACAACGCCCAGGAGCAGAUCGCCUUUGAGCAGCAGAAGUACGAGCAACAGCAGGUUCGCCGCCAUAUGGAGGGCCGCGCUUUCUCCCCCUACCAGCAGGGUGGCCCAACCUCGUGGGAGGGCAUGUACGACGAAGUGCCCCAACCCAACAAUCCCGGUGGGCAAGAUGCAGGAGCUUCUCAGAUCCAGAGCGCUGCUCCAGCCAAUGCUCCCACAGGACCGCGAAACGCCGGCAAGCCCGGUGCAAACUACCGCGGCGGUGGCCGAGGAGGCCAAGGACAUCGCGGCUUCCACCCCUAUUCCCGUUAA
Molecule: messenger RNA, 1641 nt
Organism: Penicillium pulvis
Lineage: Eukaryota; Fungi; Ascomycota; Eurotiomycetes; Eurotiales; Aspergillaceae
Product: RNA-binding protein
Exons: 6
Coding region: 1-1641 (546 amino acids)
Molecular function (GO): RNA binding
Source: RefSeq, a predicted model, not a curated record